UUUUAGAACUGACAUUAAAGCCCAUUUUUAUUUUAUUUUUAUUUUUAUUUUUUAAUUUUGUAAAAAUUCAACUUUCUCUCUCUUACUUUACUCUUUUCUCAAACCCUCCCCACACUAUUUUUCAUCUUUCUCAAAUUUCUUUCACCCUUCUCAAUCUCGAUCACUUUCUUCCCUCUCUUCUUCGAUAGCUGCUCAAUCUCAUCACUUUCCGACCGGCUCUACCACUUACUUGAACUACUUGACCACCGCAACCCCCGGCACAGCCCAUCCAUUCGCAGUACGUUGAUGAUGAAUCCGAUCAAGAUUCUCUGGUCUCUCGCUUUCAACGCUACCUCAGAAUCUAAACCGCACAUCCAGAUCCCGAUUACGCCUCCGCCGUCGCUUCCUCAGAUCUCAAGCACAAGAAAUCGGUCUCCAUACGCAGGCACUCCAGUUCGGUCCAGAUCUGUAGCAGCCAACCGCGCGCAGCCAUCUGAGCCGAUUGUUGUGACGAAGGUGGAUACUGAAAUACAGGGGGUGCGGAAGGUGGAAGAGGUUAGCGAUAGUGAUGGCGAUGGCGAUGUAGAGAGUGCCGAUGGCGGUAAGGUUGGGAGAAGACGGAAGUUGAUGGAGAGUUUAUCGAUUAAGAAAAUUAAGAAGGAGGAAUUGAGGAAGAAGAUCUUGUUAGGGUUUAGAAUUUGUGGAUUUGCCUUCUGUUUGGUCUCGGUUUCGGUUAUGGCUUCUGAUAAGGAUCAGGGCUGGGCUUCGGAUUCAUUCUAUCGCUAUAAGGAAUUCCGGUACUGUAUGGCAGUGAAUGUUAUUGGAUUUGUUUACUCUGCACUUCAAUCCUAUGAUCUUGUCUAUUUUCUCUCUACUGGAAAACACAUGAUCCGUAAUCACUUCAAGCAAUAG
This is a messenger RNA of Cucumis melo (muskmelon), 891 nucleotides long. Its product is annotated as CASP-like protein 4A1. The transcript has 4 exons. Bases 286 to 891 code for a protein of 201 amino acids. The record is from RefSeq and is a predicted model, not a curated record. Lineage: Eukaryota; Viridiplantae; Streptophyta; Magnoliopsida; Cucurbitales; Cucurbitaceae.